AUGGAUUCUUGGGCUUGCUCUUUGGACUAAAAAUCUUCUAUUCAGGAUUAUUCAAACUUGGAAGUUAAGCUUCACACUAUUUACAUUAUCUAUGAGCCUAGAUGGGAUUAUAGUUACAAGGACUUUUAUGAUUUUAAAGAAGCAGCCUUAAAUGGAUUUAACUAUGACAGAAAUUCGAAGCAAAUUCUAGAAGUCUCCUCAAAACACGGUGAUAUAUUACUUAAAUUUGACAUUCAUCAUGAAGGAAAGACAAAUAAUCUACUCAAGUUUGCAAUAUUACUCCCAAUGUUUGUAAAGAAUAACAAUUGUAUUAUAAUCUGGUUUGAUCUUACGAGCAGAUAGUCUUUCCAUCAAAUUGAUGAGAUUGUAAAGUGA
Molecule: messenger RNA, 375 nt
Organism: Stylonychia lemnae
Lineage: Eukaryota; Ciliophora; Spirotrichea; Sporadotrichida; Oxytrichidae
Source: the annotation of a GenBank genome assembly